Molecule: messenger RNA, 1709 nt
Organism: Papilio polytes (common Mormon)
Lineage: Eukaryota; Metazoa; Arthropoda; Insecta; Lepidoptera; Papilionidae
Gene: serpin-6
Product: serpin B3-like
Exons: 8
Coding region: 201-1442 (413 amino acids)
Molecular function (GO): serine-type endopeptidase inhibitor activity
Source: RefSeq, a predicted model, not a curated record
CUGGCCCUCAUUCAGUCUGUCUCCGAGCGUUGCCGUGGCAUAACGUUCGAUAGAAUUUUAUAUUAUUAUGCACAGUAUACACUAACUUAUUACUUUUAAAAUAACCGCCGGGUGUAUAGCAGCCGGGAUAUUAUUAUAUUGUCGAGAAACAUUUUUUGAAGAAGUCAUUGACAUAUCAGGACAUCUGCAAACGAUUAACAAUGCUGAAGAUAGGAGCGCUAAUAUUUUUAAUAUCAUCAACACUGGUGAAUAGCCAGUGUUUCUACAAGGAUGAUUCAUCAAAGAAGCUUAGUCCGGAAUCGCGGAUGUCUUUGUAUCGUGGACAACUGGAGUUCACUCUCCAUCUCUUUAAUGAAAUAAACAAAAAGGUGCCCGAUGAUAACAUAUUCUUUUCACCGUUCUCCGUGUACCACGCACUGUUGCUGGGAUACUUCGGAGCGGGUGGACAAACUGAGCAAUCGUUGAAACGAUCUUUGAAAAUCGCGGACAAAAUGGACAAGAUCAACCUGAUGACAGCGUACAAGGUGGACAAGACGUCGCGUGCAAUGAACAACAACAGUGACAGCUACGAGUUCACGUCUGUCAACAAGAUGUUCGUGGAUCGCGGCCUGCAUGUGCGACAGUGCAUGCUCGACGUACUUGGCGCUGAAAUUGAAGCCUUGAAUUUCCAAGGACAGCCGGGCGAGUCACGCGAAUACAUAAACGAUUGGGUUUCAAGAGUCACAAAGAACAAUAUAAAAGACUUCCUACCCCCUCGUGCGAUUACAGAAAUAACUAGAUUGGUUUUAACCAAUGCGGCUUACUUCAAAGGAUUAUGGGCAUCGAAGUUCUUGCCCGAAAGAACGAAAAAGGAACCCUUCUUUGUGUCUGAGAGUCGUCAGACAUUAACGCAUUUUAUGAAACAGAAAGGAAUCUUCCAUUAUAUGGUGAACGAUGACCUUGGCGCUCAGAUCUUGGAGCUUCCAUACAAAGGCAAUGACAUCAGCAUGUACAUUUUCCUGCCACCCUACUCCAUGAAGGAAGGUGUGACAAAUAUAAUCGCUAACCUGACACCGGAGCGUCUCGCCGCCGUAGUGGAGGAGAGCUUCAUGGGCCGCGAAGUCGUGGUAGAGAUACCCAAGUUCACGAUGGAGAGGUCGCUUAGUAUCAAGAGUGUUUUAGAAGGGUUGGGAGUGGGUGACCUGUUCAACUCAAGCGCAGACUUCUCUACGCUGACUGAAGACCACGGCAUUCGAUUUGAUGAUGCCAUCCAUCAAGCGAAAAUACAAGUUGACGAAGAAGGUACGGUGGCGGCGGCGGCCACCGCGAUCUUCGGCUUCAGGUCGUCUCGGCCGGCGGAGCCCAGCGUCUUCAUUGCCAACUUCCCCUUCGUGUACAUCAUCUACGAGCGCCCCACCAACUCUGUGCUUUUCAUGGGCGUCUACAGGGACCCUAAGAAAUAGACUGCUUACUUUAAGAUGUAUUUAUUUAUUUUAUCUUUCUUUAGCUAUACACUUAAGAAAAAAUGUCUCACUAGAUAAACAAUUUGUAUUUAUGUUGGUAAGCAAGUUGGAAUUAAUUGAAUCUGUUUAAGCGUUGGUCGUCGAGCACCCUUUUGGUGAUAUUAAUUACCUAGUGAUUAUGGUACACACACAAGAACAGAAGUUGUUAAGUGCAUAAUUUGAUUAAAUGAUCGUUAUUAAUCGGAUUAAAAAAAUUACAAGACAAUA